Ostertagia ostertagi is the source of this 357-nucleotide messenger RNA. The record is from the annotation of a GenBank genome assembly. NCBI's taxonomy places the organism in Eukaryota, Metazoa, Nematoda, Chromadorea, Rhabditida, Trichostrongylidae.
AUGGCAAAGCAAAAACAUACAGAGCACACCGAUAACAUGAAUGACACUGGAGUUCGAGGUGCUUUGAACGGCGUCGACGAGCUGGUCACAUUCCUCGGAUCCGCAUCAUCGAACGAUCGAUUCGCUUUUUCGAAAAGGGCUAAUGUUAUUUUUGAGUGCAGGACUUGCUUCACAUUAUUCCGUAAAGCAGACGGCUUUAUGCGACAUGUGACGCGUUGCGAUAGUAGUCGAGGCGCCGAUGCUGAAUCGGAAUCUGAUCGACGAUCGUUGUAUGUGACACAAGCUCCCGUCGCCCAACCAAUGGGUAGAGUAUCCCGUGUGGUGCCGCUGAACAAGCCGAUCGCAAAUGGAAUGGUA